GUGAAGCUUCGCUUCACAAUGUCCACCAUUGUCCUCCAGUAAACACUGUCCUCGCUCACUUAUUCAUUUCACACCUUAAACCCUAUUACUCUUUCUCCUCUUCCAUCAACGUCUUCAACCAUGUCUUCUAUGCUGCAACCUCAGAUCAUACUCUUGAAAGAAGGCACAGACACAUCGCAAGGGAAGCCGCAACUCGUAAGCAACAUCAACGCUUGCACCGCCGUUGCCGAUGUCGUCCGGACCACCCUAGGUCCUCGUGGUAUGGACAAACUCAUCCACGACGAUAAGGGAUCAGUCACCAUCUCGAACGACGGCGCUACUAUCAUGAAGCUUCUGGAUAUUGUUCAUCCCGCUGCUAAAAUCUUAGUUGACAUUGCUAAGUCUCAGGACUCUGAGGUUGGCGAUGGAACCACCACUGUGGUAUUGCUUGCAGCUGAAUUUUUAAGAGAGGCAAAGCCUUUUAUUGAAGAUGGUGUUCACUCUCAAAAUUUAAUACGAAGCUACAGGACUGCCUGUUCCUUGGCGAUUGAGAAGAUUAAAGAGCUAGCUGUUAGUAUUGAGGGAAAAAGUCUGGAAGAGAAGAAAAACUUGCUAGGAAAGUGUGCUGCUACAACACUUUCUUCAAAGCUUAUAGGAGGGGAGAAGGAGUUCUUUGCAUCCAUGGUUGUCGAUGCCGUAGUUGCGAUUGGGACUGAUGAUAGGUUAAACAUGAUUGGAAUAAAGAAGGUUCCUGGAGGUAACAUGCGUGACUCAUUUCUUGUCAAUGGCGUUGCCUUCAAAAAGACAUUUUCAUAUGCUGGGUUUGAGCAGCAGCCCAAGAAGUUUCAUGAUCCAAAAAUACUAUUGCUUAAUGUUGAGUUAGAGCUGAAGUCUGAGAAAGAAAAUGCUGAAAUAAGAUUAUCAGAUCCAUCCCAAUAUCAAUCAAUUGUUGAUGCUGAAUGGAAUAUUAUUUAUGACAAACUGGAUCGAUGUGUCCAAAGUGGUGCCAAAGUUGUUCUCUCACGCCUUGCUAUUGGUGAUUUGGCUACACAGUAUUUUGCAGAUAGAGACAUUUUUUGUGCUGGUCGUGUAGCUGAAGAAGAUCUAAAAAGAGUUGCUGCCGCAACUGGGGGAACUGUACAAACAUCUGUUAAUAACAUUAUUGAUGAGGUUCUUGGAACUUGUGAGACUUUUGAGGAAAAGCAAGUAGGAAAUGAAAGGUUCAACAUUUUCAAUGGAUGUCCAUCUGGCCAAACAGCCACCAUUGUUCUUCGUGGUGGAGCCGAUCAGUUCAUAGAGGAAGCAGAGCGAAGUUUGCAUGAUGCAAUCAUGAUUGUUAGAAGGGCUAUGAAGAAUUCAACUGUAGUUUCCGGUGGAGGUGCUAUAGAUAUGGAAAUAAGCCGGUACCUAAGGCAGCAUGCACGCACAAUAGCUGGAAAGUCUCAGCUUUUCAUCAACUCCUAUGCCAAAGCUCUUGAGGUUAUUCCUCGGCAAUUAUGUGACAAUGCUGGAUUUGAUGCAACUGAUGUGCUGAACAAACUAAGACAGAAACACGCACUUGCUUCUGGUGAGGGGGCACCGUUCGGGGUUGACAUAGCCACUGGUGGAAUUGCUGAUUCAUUUGCCAACUUUGUCUGGGAGCCUGCAGUUGUGAAGAUCAAUGCUAUAAAUGCCGCCACGGAGGCAGCCUGCCUUGUAUUAAGUGUGGACGAAACAGUUAAAAAUCCCAAGUCUGAGAGUGCACAAGGGGAGGCUGCUGCAAGUGCCAUGGGAGGUAGAGGCCGUGGAGGAGGUUUCCGUGGUCGUGGACGAGGAAUGCGUAGAUGAUGAGAAGUGUGUUCUAAUGGGUUAGCAUUUGUCUCGUGUGUUGAAUGUCUGUCUAUUACGCGCAAGGCCACUGCAUGUAUGUUUCCGCCAUUUGUGUUGCUAGAAGCAUACCAUAUUUAUCUGAUGAUGUGAAAUGCUAACAUGGGGGAUUCCUGGACCAUCAUCAUCUGAUCUAACUAGGACUUGAUGGUAGCAAUUUUCAGGCAGGCAUUGUCUUUUUGUAUCUGUUCAAUUUAUAUGUUGGAGAGGCUGAAUUAGAUGGCUGUUGUUGGGGACUUAUAUUUUGUGUGAAAUUUUGCUUAACCUUCAACACCAAGUAUUUAUAAAUUAAGUGCAUGUGAUUUUAUCUAUAA
Messenger RNA from Vicia villosa (hairy vetch), 2159 nucleotides. Its product is annotated as T-complex protein 1 subunit eta. Gene Ontology annotation, molecular function: ATP binding; ATP hydrolysis activity; ATP-dependent protein folding chaperone. Gene Ontology annotation, cellular component: chaperonin-containing T-complex. The record is from RefSeq and is a predicted model, not a curated record. NCBI's taxonomy places the organism in Eukaryota, Viridiplantae, Streptophyta, Magnoliopsida, Fabales, Fabaceae. Gene Ontology annotation, biological process: protein folding. Bases 121 to 1806 code for a protein of 561 amino acids. The transcript is spliced from 14 exons.